GUUUCUCUGGCGCACUGUCCGACAGCGGGUGGUGACGUCACCAGCAGUCCAUGCUGCAUUUUUCGGGCUGCUCAAAACUGCUUCAUAUUAGGAUAUAAACACCACACUUCACCAACAAUGGGGAUUCUGGAGAAGAUCGCGGAGAUAGAGAGAGAAAUCUCCAGAACACAGAAGAAUAAAGCAACUGAGUACCAUCUGGGUUUAUUGAAAGCCAAGUUAGCCAAAUACAGAGCUCAACUUCUGGAGCCCUCAAAGUCAGCGGGGGCCAAAGGUGAAGGCUUCGAUGUGAUGAAAUCUGGAGAUGCCAGAGUGGCACUGAUUGGAUUCCCCUCGGUUGGCAAGUCUACAUUUCUCAGUUUAAUGACAAAAACAGAAAGUGAAGCAGCUUCUUAUGAAUUCACUACCUUGACCUGCAUCCCUGGUGUCAUUGAGUACAAAGGUGCCAACAUACAGCUGCUGGACUUGCCUGGUAUUAUUGAAGGGGCCGCACAAGGUAAGGGCAGAGGUAGACAGGUCAUCGCUGUGGCCAGAACUGCAGAUGUGGUCAUUAUGAUGCUGGAUGCGACUAAAGGAGACGUUCAGAGGGAACUUCUGGAAAAAGAGCUUGAAUCUGUUGGCAUCAGACUCAACAGACCCAAACCAAAUAUCUAUUUUAAGCCCAAAAAAGGUGGUGGCCUGUCCUACAACUCAACAGUUCCUCUUACACAGUGCUCAGAGAAGCUCGUUCAGCUCAUUCUUCAUGAGUACAAAAUCUUCAACGCUGAGGUCUUGUUCAGAGAGGACUGCUCUCCAGAUGAUUUCAUCGACGUCAUCGUGGGCAACCGAGUGUACAUGCCUUGUUUAUACGUGUACAACAAGGUGGACCAGAUUUCUAUUGAGGAAGUGGAUCGUCUUGCUCAUCGACCAAACAGUGUAGUUAUCAGCUGUGGCAUGAAACUCAAUCUAGAUUACCUCCUGGAGCAGUUAUGGGAAUAUCUGGCUCUCAUCUGCAUAUAUACCAAGAAGAGAGGAGAACGACCAGAUUUCGGUGACCCUAUAAUCAUGAGACGAGCAGCAUCAGUUAAACAUGUGUGUCACAGAAUCCACCGGACGUUAGCUAGCCAGUUCAAGUAUGCACUUGUCUGGGGAACAAGCACAAAGUACAGUCCUCAGAGAGUAGGACUGACCCACAUCAUGGAGCACGAGGAUGUCAUUCAAAUUGUGAAGAAAUAAAAUCUCGUCUCCAGAUCCACUACAGUAUCAACAGAACAUUGGAUACGUUUUCUGUUAACAGCUGCAAUGUUUCAAGCAGCUUCACCUGUGAUAUCGACAAUUGAAAAGUUAGUUUAUGAAAAUCACCUGACAAAACCCAUUAUAAUAAAUAACUUUCAGAUUCUUGUUUGCCUUUCAUAAGUAAAUAAAAAGUGUUUUAUUAAAUAACUGAGUUAGGCAUGCACACUGGGAUUCAGUAAAAAUACAUGACAAAUUGGCAAAUUGUGGAUUUAAAGUUUAGGGUUAUUUGCAAAAACAGAUAGCCACAAUAUUUAGAAAUUUUAAGAUUUAUUAUUUUUAUUAUUAUUAUUAUUUUGCAGUUGUACUCUUCAAUACUCAAUGUAAAAACUUGAUUUCUGGAUAUUGUUAAAGUCCAAUUUUUAGAAAUUUCCAUGUGUUUUGUAGUUGUGCUUUUCAAACAAACAAACAAACAAACAAACAAAACAAUGCAGUAAACAAAAAACAAAAAUCUGAAAAUUACUAAAAAUGUGGGAUUAUCUGUUUUUACAAACAAAAUCUUCAAGUGUAUUUUAAACCUGGAGAGAAACUGAUUAUUUGAAGUAUUUUUGAAAAUAAAAGAAUCAAUGUGA
Molecule: messenger RNA, 1841 nt
Organism: Danio rerio (zebrafish)
Lineage: Eukaryota; Metazoa; Chordata; Actinopteri; Cypriniformes; Danionidae
Gene: drg2
Product: developmentally regulated GTP binding protein 2
Molecular function (GO): magnesium ion binding; GTP binding; metal ion binding
Source: RefSeq, marked provisional